Molecule: messenger RNA, 796 nt
Organism: Vicia villosa (hairy vetch)
Lineage: Eukaryota; Viridiplantae; Streptophyta; Magnoliopsida; Fabales; Fabaceae
Exons: 1
Coding region: 64-330 (88 amino acids)
Source: RefSeq, a predicted model, not a curated record
AUUCUCAACCUAUAAAAAGCACCUUCAAAUAGAACCAUUUCAUGUCUCAAAAAUCAUAAUUCCAUGGAAAACCAAACUAAAGAAACUAGAAAGAGUUGUUUCGGGAAGCUUGUUAUGGGAAGAAACAAGAGUAGAAGAAUGUUGUGGUUCAAGAAAAUGAAGAAGGAAAUUUCGAGUUGGAGAUUCUCUGUGUUCAAGUGGAAACGACUUGAUAAUCUUCAAACGACAUUUAUGGAUACCGUCGUUUAUAGGAUACUGUCUGUUGCUGAGGCGGUUGUUCUUGUUUCAACUGUUUGCUUCUUCUAUCUUUGCUGUGGCUGCCAUUUUUGAUAUUUUUUUUGUUGAAUUUGUUUUCUCCAAUUUAUUUUUUAAAUUCGUUUAUUCAUUUUUUAUACAAGUUUAAUAACUUGUUGCUUUUUUUUUUUUUUAUAAUUUGGUGAAUUGGUUUUGUGAUACACAAAGCUUGUAUAUUUUGUAAUCAUUUUCUGACUUCAUAUUUGUGUUCUUACAUUAUUGUAUAAUAAUUGGAUCUUAGUUUUAAUGUGAUGAUAUUACUGAACUGGCUCUUUUUAACCUUAUUAUUAAAAACAAAUGAAAAGAAAAAGAGAAAAACAUAUUCUUCGGUGUUUUAAUAGCUGAAGUAGUUGGAUUUGAACGCUUAUACGCCGACAACCAAUCACGACCAUGUAUCCUACAAAGUCAUACUGUUAUUUUUAAAUUAUUAAGAUGACAUGGCAGAAUGAUAUAUUCUCAUUGGAUGACAGUGUAAAACUUUUUUACACUGUCAGUACAUCAC